AUGUCACAGUCAACGCCAGAUGGCAACCCUUCUCAGGAGGAGAACGACCGGCCGGUGAAGCUUCCAAUUCGUACAAAGGACGGGCAAGAAGCUAUGGACCCCACAGAAGAUUCCUCAGGGGAGAAGAUCAGCAAGAGUGAGCAAAAGAGACGUCAGAAAGAGAAGGAGCGUGAGGAGAAGAAGGCGGCCAAAGCGGCAACCGCCCCACCCCAGGCCGAGAAAAAGGUGUCUGCUGUCGCUCAGGAAGCUGAAUUGACGCCAAAUCAAUAUACAGAGAUCCGAUCGCGCACCGCCCGCGAACUCCACCGCGCCCCUCAUUUCGACAUUCAUGGGGCCAACCCCCCGCAUAAUGAAACCGUGGGUGGAUUCAUACCGAAAUACCAGCAUAUCAAGACAGGCGAGCACCUCAAAGACGUGGAAGUCAGUCUCGCAGGCAGGGUUUUCACCAAGCGAGAGGCAGGACCCAAGCUCAUAUUUUAUGAUCUGAGGCACAAGGGCGGCAAGCUCCAGAUAAUGUGUCAAGCUCAAGAGGCAGCGGGCCCGUUGACUUUCGAACAACAACAUGAACAUAUACGGCGUAAUGACAUUAUAUGGGUUACAGGCUACCCGGGACGGACAGCUCCCAGGAAUCGACCCGAGGGCGAACUCUCCCUAUUCGCAAGAGAAGUCAAAAUGCUUACACCAAGUCUACACCAACUCCCAUCAGAUCACUAUGGUUUCAAGGAUCAAGAGCAAAGAUACCGACAAAGACACCUGGACUGGAUCAUGAACGAGGCUUCGGUGGAUGUCUUCCGCAAGCGUCAUGAGAUUAUCCGCUACAUCCAAAAAUUCUUCGACGGGAUGGAUUUCAUUGAGGUGGAGACCCCUGUAUUGACCGCUAUAGCAGGGGGAGCGACCGCCAAACCUUUUAUGACGCACCACAACGAGCUGAACAUGACCCUCUACUUGCGGAUCGCACCAGAACUAGAUCUCAAGAAAAUGAUUGUUGGCGGGUUCGAUCGAGUCUACGAAAUAGGCAAGCAAUUCAGAAACGAAGGCAUUGAUUUGACCCACAACCCGGAGUUCACGACCUGCGAGUUCUAUAUGGCAUACGCAGAUGUGUUUGAUGUCAUGGAAAUUACCGAAGAUCUGGUAUCUGGUUUGGUGAAGCACGUCACCGGCAGCUACGAGACUAAGUUUGACCCCCAGACAGGGGAGCAGUACCACAUCAAUUGGGCAAAGCCUUGGAAGCGUGUCGAGAUGAUACCAGCUCUCGAGGAAGCGUGCGGAGAGAAAUUUCCGCCUAGCCCGGAGCUACAUACGGAGGCUUCUACCGAUUUCCUCAAGCGUGUUCUCAAGAAAAUGAAUAUCGAAUGCUCGCCACCGCAAACAAACGCCCGGAUGCUGGACAAACUUGUUGGCGAAUUCAUCGAAGAGAAGAUCGUUAAUCCCACAUUUAUCACCAAUCACCCUCAGAUCAUGUCUCCUCUUGCCAAAGUACACCGCAAGCAUCCGGGUCUCUGUGAGCGGUUCGAAGCCUUUGUCUGCAAGAAAGAGAUCGUAAACGCUUACAGCGAACAAAAUAAUCCCUUCGCGCAACGAGAAGCUUUUGAGGAACAAGCCAAAAUGAAAGCCCAGGGCGAUGAUGAAGUGCCGGCCAUUGACGAGAGCUUCAUAACGGCUUUGGAAUAUGGGUUGCCACCAACUGGAGGCUGGGGUAUGGGAAUUGACCGCUUGGUCAUGUUCUUGACGAACCAUUACAACAUCAAAGAGGUACUUGCCUUCCCUUUUAUGAAGGAUGACCGGAGCCAGGGCAAGGACAAAGGGGCUGUAGCCGAGGGAGAAGCCGUAGUGACCGGUCUCGAUGGGGGGAUUUCCAGACUCAACCCUCCAACACCGGUCUCCGAUCCAACAACGAGCGCACCAAGCGUGUCUCGGCUCCACACCACCUUUGUAGAAGUCAGGGUCCACACCGCCAAAUGCGACUCGUGUGACAGGCACAACAAGCUGACCCUGUACCGCUGCACGGAAUGCGGCCAGCACGUGUGUUCGUUGUGUUGGCGCAAGGCCGGGGAUGGGACCCAUGUCUUCGGUGGUGGAUUGCACGAUGUGCCUGGAUCGGACGCUAACCAUCUCAUCGAGGACGAUGAUGCAGAUAGCGAGCGGGGAUAUAAGAAGGCGGGUAAGACGCAUGCUAGAAGGAGAGUUCAGGUCAUCAGCGACGACGAAGAUGAUGAUGUCCCGAUGUUGGAGCCUGCUCGCACAAUGGAGAACGCAGAGGUGAAUGAUGCAAGCAAGCAAGAUAGGAAGGAAAUAACCGUCAUCAUGAACGAUGACCAUCACGAAGACCAUGAAGAUGACUUGCCCAGAUUGUGGCCUGUUGUAGCAUCCGGAGAAUUGCCAGUGUUGACGCCGGUUGUACCAGCUGCCAACACAACUGCAUCCGAGAGCGUAACCCGGGCGACGCAGAGAGAUCCUCACAUCUAUGGAGAAGAAGGUGACUCAGAGCACCAGAGGAUCCUGCGAGUUUAUGACAGCCUAGGCAGACAAACAAUGUCUAGUCGAUAUGGCUUUGUUGGCGACCAGGAGACAAGCCCUCAAGCUCGUCAUCCUUCCCAGUCAUCCAUAUCUCAUCAGCAGGCCACUCAGUUGGCUCCUAGUCAGAUCAAACCCGCCAUCUACCGCCCCCGGCCUGGGGCAGAUGUGGAUAAGCAGGCGGCUCGCAAUCAACUUGCUUUCGCCAACAGCCAACCAACGAAUCGUCAAGCUCCUCGUCCCGCUCCACCCUUAAUGGCACACCAGCAGGCCACUGAGUUGGCUCCUGAUCAGAUCAAACCCGCCGUCUACCGCCCCCGGCGGGCGUGUGGUAGCAGGCGGCUCGCAACCAACUUGCUUUCGCCAACAGCCAACCAACGAAUCGUCAAGCUCCUCGGCCAGACAAAGCCCCCACCUCACACGAGCAGGCGGUCCAUCCGGCUCCUCGUACGGCGCAAGCCUCCAUCUCUCCGCAGCAUGCUCACACUGCAGCAAACGUGGACCGGGUGGCGGUGCGCAAUGGAGGCUCGCAAUGGACAGGCCUUGAGCUCACACCAAAGCACGCGGCCGGCAGCAGAUAGGGACCAAGUAGCGGCUCACAACCAGCAAGCGUUCAUCUCAAACCAGCUGUCGUCAUCUGGUGCAACUUAUGUGGAACAGAUGAUAGCGGCUCGCGAUCGACAGCAGGCCUAUCUCUCACGACAGCAGGCAAAUCAUCCAACGCCUGGCCCACCCCAAACCUCGUUCUCAUACCGAGGUGCUACUAAUACACCUCGUUUUCCAGCUCAGGCCUUCCUCUCACAGCAACAUGCGGCCCUCUUGACUUCUCGUCAGGCCCAGCAUCGGAUAGCCACUCAAGAUCAUCCCAAUGGACCUUCGGGGGGUGUCCGGGUUCGAGAGCACUCUCCAGAAAUCCUCGAAGCAGCCGACACCCUUCUGUUCUACGCCGGAGUAGAUCAGACUCCGGGAGUUCGUCUCCGUUCGGAACAAGAUGAGAAUGGUGUCUCACGGUUGGUCAGUGCAGCUGGUCAGCUUGAAAAAGCAAGCUCUGCCCGUUCUAAGCCCCGCUCGUCUUCGAAGACUUUUGCCGGUGGGUCUGGAGCAGCUGAAACACACUCUAAUAGCUCACGUGGUCCUGCAUUGAACCCGACUCGGAGAAGUACGGACGCUGGUUCAGCAAAAGCUCGACUCGACAAGCAUCGGGCUCGUCUUGCUGGUUUGCAUUCACCAGCGGGUACUCAAAACACUUUUUCUGACCGACCAGUCAGCAUACGAGGUCAUCCAAGCUACCCUUAUCCUGCGUUGCAGUCUGAUCCAGGACGCAUGCUCGCUGACUCCUCCGCUGCCCAGUUUCACAAGUCUAGCUUUCGCGGUGCUCAGUCGCACCCAGGCCCCAGGCUCCCUAUGUCAGAGCAUGCCGCUACGUAUCUCAAUCAGUGGAACUCUGGUCGUGCUGCGAUGUCCUCAAGCUCGAGUAGUACUGCCGUUGAUGUGCCGGCUACCCGACUUAAUCACCCCAACUCUCCUGUCCCAGCACUACAUCUGCGUUCAACUAUUAGUGUUCAGGGCAUCACAGCUACUGGGCGUAGCUCAAAAGAGGCCGCGGAGGCCAGCACUCAGGCGCUGAGCGCUCCGACGUCCGUGGCCGGAGGACUGAAUGAUGUCGAUGUUGUGAUGGGUAGCCCCGAUGUCGAGAUUUUCGAGUACGACGAGUCUCGUCGUAGUGAGACACGGGCUCCGGAGAAUAACGCUUGGACAGUUGGAAUGGUUAGGGAUGCCGAAAAGGCUCGUGCUAGGGCAGCUGGGCCAACCUCCGAGCUGCACGCCGAAGGCAAAAGCGAAAAGCAUCCGAGAGGCGAGAAAAAAGGUCACCGUGAAACUAACAAGGAGCACAAGGCGUCAAGCGAUGUCGAUGUUAUUGACGCGAGGAAGAGAAACAGCAAGGACAAGCAUUCUGAACAGACCGAUGACGAUGAUAGUGACAUCGAAAUUACCUAUUGGAAUAAGUUGGACAGCAACAAGACGGCUGGAAACCACCAAGAUACAAAUGCUGAGGCAAAGGGACCCAAGCCCGCCAAAAUCAUCAAGAAAGGCGUGUCGCACAUUCAGAAGCCAGAACCGAAGGGUCAAAAGGAGAAGACGACGGUGGACAGAGAAUUCUUUUGGAGCUGA
Messenger RNA from Letharia columbiana, 4686 nucleotides. RefSeq lists its product as uncharacterized. The record is from RefSeq and is a predicted model, not a curated record. The coding region runs from base 1 to 4686 and encodes 1561 amino acids. Gene Ontology annotation, molecular function: lysine-tRNA ligase activity; tRNA binding; ATP binding. Gene Ontology annotation, biological process: lysyl-tRNA aminoacylation. Gene Ontology annotation, cellular component: cytoplasm; cytosol. The transcript has 6 exons. NCBI's taxonomy places the organism in Eukaryota, Fungi, Ascomycota, Lecanoromycetes, Lecanorales, Parmeliaceae.